Messenger RNA from Coregonus sp. 'balchen', 1265 nucleotides. The record is from the annotation of a GenBank genome assembly. Lineage: Eukaryota; Metazoa; Chordata; Actinopteri; Salmoniformes; Salmonidae.
AUGGCUUUCCUACACAACGAAUCCCAUUCAGGAAUCAGAAAUAUGAUGGCUGAGACGAUGACACCAUCCACAUGCACUGGGGCCUUUUCAGUCAACAGAAUCAACCAGGGAUCAUACUCACUGUGUUUGGAGUAUGUCUCUUUGGAGGUGAAGAUAGAGCUAGCUAGCUAACGUUAGCUCUUUUUUCAAAAUGUAAUUUGACUGGUGUGGAAAAAACGAUUGAACCAGUGUGUGCCAAGUGGGUAGUCACUAGUGCACAGCCCAGAACUAAAGAUAAUCGAUCAAUGUUAACCAUAUCAGUGCAUACAGUUAAACCACAGAUAGAACAAUGAGCCAGAUGUUUCACAGAAUGUAUAAAUCCUUUCCACUCACCACCAAAUAUGGUGAUGAGAGGAAGAUCAGUGACCGGCAGUGGGAGAAGAUGGAGCGAGAUAGAUUUUGUCCGACAUUCUGCUCAUUUUCUUAUCGAUUAAACAUUUGAUCUCAAUACAGUUUUCUGUUCCCAAAACUACAAUCUGUUACGAACAGAGUGGACUAAGAUUUGCAAUCUUUACCAUUUGCCAAAGUUUUUAAAAAUUGCAUUGUUCAGAAGGAAUGCAUGGGUGAAUUGAGUUAUUGCACACGCGCACUUCACAGAGUAGGCACUCCCUAACAGAAAUAUGCAAAUACAUGCUAGAACACACCAACAGGAUCUCGCUAGCUCAUGCUUGACUCUGCCCACCUCCUUGCUUGUUCUGCCCACUAUGAUUAAUUUGCUCCCAUUGGAAAUGACAGGCUGUGGUCUAUCUUGGGUUAGGUAUAAAAAUCUUUGGUUAUAUUCUACCCCAACAAUUACCUUUUUUUCUAGUUUCUACAGCUGUUGUUAGAAAUUCAGAACACUCUUGCAGGCUCUGGGGCUGCCAUGUACUGUUAGCCCUUUUUGGGAUGUUACUGGGAACACUCAGUUUCCAUUAUUGAGGUAUGGACCGAUCAGAUUUAUCACAUGAAUAUAACAUUAUCUAAUAUCGAAAAGUCUAAAUGUACUGUUGAGCAAAGUUGUGUUUGAUCAUUUUCUCUGUUCUACCAUAAGACCCCUAUAUGGUCCUUCCUCUAUGAACUAGCUACAGAUUCUUAUGUUAAACAUAUGCUAUAUAAUUAUCAGAAUGAUGAUACAUUUGCUGAUAUGGAUUAUUGUUGUUCAGGUCAGUUAUUACACAAAGGAGAUCGCAAACAUCAGCCCCAAACUGUUGAUUCACAAGUUUAGGCCAGUGUUGAUUUUCAGCUAG